Messenger RNA from Grammomys surdaster, 2294 nucleotides. RefSeq names its product sushi repeat containing protein X-linked 2 (gene Srpx2). NCBI's taxonomy places the organism in Eukaryota, Metazoa, Chordata, Mammalia, Rodentia, Muridae. Bases 444 to 1967 code for a protein of 507 amino acids. The transcript is spliced from 12 exons. The record is from RefSeq and is a predicted model, not a curated record.
GGAAGUCCUGUACUAGUCAUCACUCCACUCAGAGCUUGAGAUCAGUGCCGGUCACACUUCCCCUCUUCUGUAGCAGAGGACACCAGCUCCUCUAAUCCUCCUGCUUCUCCACCUCUGCCCCCCUCUAAACUCUUUUCUUGGGGAGUAACAACUAUAGCUUUGAGGAUAAUAUAGCUUUAAGACGACUUUUGGCAAAUGGAAAUGUCCUAACAUCUGGGCAGUGUUACCAGAAUCCCGGAGGCCCUGACAGACCAGGAGCCACUGGUUCUAGGAAUGUUAAAGUAGAAGGGCUUUUUCCCCCCCUCCGGACUGAUGAGAGGAGCAGAGAGCAGGGAGAAAGAGGAGAAAUGAAUGAGACCACAAAACUCAUAAAAUCAAAAGCAGAUGCUUGUUCCUGCUCUUUUCUCAGCUUCCAGUAGAAGGAUGGCUCCCUCCGAUCCCAUAUGCCUGCUUCCUCUCACUUUUGGCAGUUCAUAGCUGGUUCUGCUCUGAAAGUCAUUUCCCCUUAUCCUGGUACUUCUGGCCACAUAGCCCUAGCCUUGUCUUCUGAAGCUUCCUUGUCAAGGAUGAUGACUGGUCCACUGACUCAAAGAGGCGCUCUCUCACUGCUGCUCCUCCUAAUGCCAGCAGUGACACCAACAUGGUAUGCAGGCUCAGGUUACUCUCCAGAUGAAAGCUACAAUGAAGUAUAUGCAGAAGAGGUCCCCGCUGCCCGUGCCCUGGACUACAGAGUUCCCCGAUGGUGUUACACAUUGAAUAUCCAGGAUGGAGAAGCCACAUGCUACUCACCAAGGGGAGGAAAUUAUCAUAGUAGCCUAGGCACACGUUGUGAGCUCUCCUGUGACCGGGGCUUUCGACUGAUUGGACGGAAGUCAGUGCAAUGUUUGCCAAGCCGACGCUGGUCUGGAACUGCCUACUGCAGGCAAAUGAGGUGCCAUGUACUGCCAUUCAUCACUAGUGGCACCUACACCUGCACCAAUGGAAUGCUGCUUGACUCCCGCUGUGACUAUAGCUGUUCUAGUGGCUACCACCUAGAAGGCGAUCGCAGCCGCAUCUGCAUGGAAGAUGGGCAAUGGAGUGGAGGCGAGCCUGUAUGUGUAGACAUAGAUCCACCCAAGAUUCGUUGUCCUCACUCUCGUGAGAAAAUGGCAGAGCCAGAGAAACUAACUGCUCGAGUAUACUGGGACCCACCCUUAGUGAAAGAUUCUGCUGAUGGUACCAUCACCAGGGUGACACUUCGGGGUCCAGAGCCUGGUUCUCACUUCCCUGAAGGAGAGCAUGUGAUUCGUUAUACUGCCUAUGACCGAGCCUACAACCGGGCCAGCUGCAAGUUCAUUGUAAAAGUACAAGUGAGACGCUGUCCCAUUCUGAAACCACCACAGCACGGCUACCUCACCUGCAGCUCAGCGGGGGACAACUAUGGUGCCAUCUGUGAAUACCACUGUGAUGGUGGUUAUGAACGCCAGGGGACCCCAUCCCGAGUCUGCCAGUCAAGUCGACAGUGGUCAGGAUCACCACCUGUCUGUACUCCUAUGAAGAUUAAUGUCAACGUUAAUUCAGCUGCUGGCCUCCUGGAUCAGUUCUAUGAGAAACAGCGACUCCUCAUAGUCUCUGCUCCUGAUCCCUCCAAUCGAUACUACAAAAUGCAAAUCUCUAUGCUGCAGCAAUCUACCUGUGGACUAGACCUGCGGCAUGUGACCAUUAUUGAGCUGGUGGGACAGCCACCUCAGGAGGUGGGGCGCAUCCGGGAACAACAGCUAUCAGCAGGCAUCAUUGAGGAGCUCAGGCAAUUCCAGCGCCUCACUCGAUCCUACUUCAACAUGGUGUUAAUUGACAAGCAAGGUAUUGACCGGGAACGCUACAUGGAACCUGUCACCCCUGAGGAAAUCUUCACAUUCAUUGAUGACUACCUGCUGAGCAACCAGGAGCUGGCACGUAGACUUGAGCAGAGGGACAUAUGCGAGUGACCUUGAGCCAGGGUGUGGCUGAGGCAACUGUCCUAGGAAGCUUAAUCUGAGGAGGAAAUGUUUUCCCACUGUUGGGAGCAGCCCUCGGGUGGGGGUGAGGUUUGCUGGAUCUAGGAUCGUUCCAGGCAACAUUUGAGGGCAGAAUAUUCAUUUCCCUAAGCCAGUCUCCACUUCAUGUAGCACUGGAGGAGCCUAUGAAAGUAAGUAGGGACUGAGGACAUGCCCUGGGCAGUGAGUUGUAGACAGAAGGUCUUCUUUCCCUGACUGGAGGCUCUACCUAGCUUUCCAAAGUCUUUCAGAUAAGUAAAUCCUAAAUUCAUUCCUUAA